GCCUUCCACCACCAAGCAAAGACGACAAGAGAGAAGUUUUCUCAGGUUCUCUAUCUCUAUCGUCAAACAACGAAAGAAAUCGAAAAACCAUAGAGAAAUGGCUCUUAAGACAUUGCAAGCUCUCAUCUUUCUUGGUGUAUUUGCCACCUCAUGUCUCGCUCAAGCUCCCGCUCCGGCACCCAUCACGCUUCUCCCACCGGUAGAGUCUCCUUCUCCAGUUGUUACACCAGCUGCGCAGCCACCGACUCCGGUUGCUUCACCACCGGUUCCAGUCAACGAACCCACUCCCGUCCCAACAACUCCACCCACCGUCUCACCACCGACCACGUCGCCCACGACUCCCCCUAUGGCUUCUCCCCCGAAACCACAUGGUUUGGCUCCAGGCCCAUCAGGUCCAACACCAGCUCCUGCUCCAGGACCUAACGCACCGGUAGCUGACUCAGCAUUGACUAACAAAGCUUUCCUUGUGAGCACCGUCAUUGCGGGAGCCUUUUACGCCGCCGUUUUGGCUUGAAAAAUGAGCCUUGGGCAUUACUCUAUCUUGUUUUUUUUUUCUUCUCUUAUCAUGAUUUUGUCUGAGAGAUCUCUCUGUGUUUUCCUUAAUACAUUCCUUUCUUCCUCUUUGUUGCUGUUUUCUUCCUUUGGGGUCUUCUUGUAUUCAAACUUGAAAAAUUAUACUUGAAUAAAAUCCGUGGGUAAAAAAAUUGAGAAGUUUCGAAAUCUA
This is a messenger RNA of Capsella rubella, 724 nucleotides long. Its product is annotated as classical arabinogalactan protein 3. NCBI's taxonomy places the organism in Eukaryota, Viridiplantae, Streptophyta, Magnoliopsida, Brassicales, Brassicaceae. The record is from RefSeq and is a predicted model, not a curated record. The coding region runs from base 98 to 514 and encodes 138 amino acids. The transcript has a single exon.